This is a messenger RNA of Phascolarctos cinereus (koala), 1946 nucleotides long. RefSeq names its product mitochondrial fission regulator 1 like (gene MTFR1L). Gene Ontology annotation, biological process: mitochondrial fission; aerobic respiration. The record is from RefSeq and is a predicted model, not a curated record. Gene Ontology annotation, cellular component: mitochondrion. NCBI's taxonomy places the organism in Eukaryota, Metazoa, Chordata, Mammalia, Diprotodontia, Phascolarctidae.
AGGGCCACUUCCGCGGGACGGCGGUGAGCGGAAGGGGAAGUGAGCGGCUGGGCCGGGCCGGCCGCGUCCGGGCGAUUCAGGGAGGAGGAGGCGUGAGUUUACAGUAUAGAGACCUGCUGUUCCCAAAGAUGGCCUAAGAUGAAGAAGCCCUGCCAGGUGGGAGCCAGCUGUGAUAUCGGAGAUGGAAACAGAUUCCACUAUCCCACUCUGGCAGAACAAACCACAUGGAGCUGCUCGAAGCGUAGUGAGGAGGAUUGGGACUAACCUGCCCUUGAAGCCAUGUCCUCGGGCAUCCUUUCAGACACUACCCAACAUCUCUGACCUAUAUCUGAGCGAUGUUCCCCCUGUCCCUACUUUGGCUGAUAUUGCCUGGAUAGCAGCAGAUGAAGAGGAAACCUAUGCUCGAGUCAGGAGUGACACCCGGCCUUUGCGGCAUAAAUGGAAGCCCAGCCCACUGUUCGUCAUGCAGCGCAAUGCCUCAGUGCCCAACCUUCGAGGGCCAGAAGAGAAGCUCCUGGCCUUGAAGAAGCCUGGCCUACCAGCCCUGAGCCGAACCACUGAACUACAAGAUGAGCUAACUCACCUACGCAGCCAGAUUGCCAAGAUUGUGGCAGCAGAUGCAGCUUCGACUUCAUUAACGCCAGAUUUCUUAUCUUCAGGAAGCUCAAAUGUCUCUUCUCCCUUACCUUGUUUUGGAUCCUCAUUCCACUCUACAACUUCCUUUGUCAUUAGUGACAUCACAGAGGAGGCUGAGUUAGAAGGCCCUGAGCUUCCAUCGGUUUCCAUGCUUUGUUCUGCCAGCUCUGAAUGUUGCAAAACUGACUCCAAAGCUGCCUGCAGCUUGGCUGAAGAUGAGGACUGUGUGUCUCUCUCAAAAGCGAGCAGCUUUGCAGACAUGAUGGGCAUCCUGAAGGAUAUUCACCGGAUGAAGCAGAGCCAAGACCUGAAUCGGAGCUUGAUAAAGGAAGAAGAUCCUGCUGUCCUCAUUUCAGAGGUGUUGAGGAGAAAGUUUGCUCUGAAGGAAGAGGAUAUCAGCAUGAAAGGAAACUGAUAAUCCUUUCUAUGGCGCCCUAUAUAUGGCCCUUUCUCUAUAAGCUGUCUUACAGCAGAUACUUCUGCCUUGCAGUUAGAAAUGUCCUUCCACAAUGGAAAAUACUGACAGGCUAGAAAUGGGGAGAAGAGAGAAAAGCUGAACUGCUUCCCCACACUUCAAACCUUAGCAAAACUUUUAAGGGCAGUGUUCUAAAAAUAGUUUUGAGUUGAGGGCUUGCAUAUAAUCUGUCAUGUUGCUUUGGUUGUUUUACAUUGAAGAACAAGAUGGGAGUUUUUGUUUUCCUCAUGUAAAAAUAGGCCCCAGACCGAUGACUAGCUUCACUGCACUAUCUACCCAGCUCCUGGUCUCGACUGGGUACAUGCAAUAUGUCCCUCAGAUUCAGCUGCUUCCUUGCAGGGGAUGAGGGUGUUGAGGAGCCCUGCGGUCUUCUCAGGACCAGUCAUAAACCAAGACUUGCCCCCUGCACUCAUGUACCAACGCCCAGCUGUGCUCAGGCCUUCUACAGGUCCUGUAGCUCCACCUCAUGAACAGGCUGCUGCUGGCAGGCCAGGGCUGUUUUUUCUUCUUAAAACACAUUUUGUAAUAUUGUAAAGAAACCAAAUCUUUCCAUACCUCCCCAAGAUCCUUAUGGCCUCCCCAUUGCCAUGGCAUUGAUGUCUUGUUCCACUGCCAUUGAGGGAUCUCAUCGAGGAAGAUGGGAGGGGACUGUGCUUCAUUUGGGGCUACUUUUUCUCAUACCUGAACCCCUGUUAGGUCAUGCCAAAGUCCUCACCCACCACACUUAAAUGCAUGACCCAGCCUUCCUUGGGACCUCUUUAGUAAAGGUGUGUGCACGUGUGUGAUGUUUGGGGUGAAGCACUACCUGGUAUUAAAGAAAGUUUUUGAGUGGUUA